GCGGAGUGCGUGUCACGGAAGCACAACGGCUGGUGAUCGGUCGUUGGACGAUUGUUUCGUGGAAGUUUCCGUGUUUGCGGGUUCGUGUCCCACGGUGCGGUGUCCCGUAACGCAUCUGCCGAGCGUGACCUGCGGUGAUAGGUGCUAAAAUCAGAGUUUGCCAAAGCCAGUUUACCUCGGCCGUGGAUCUGGUGGAGAGGGUGGACAACGAAACCUCGUCGGCGCGCGGACCUCGGACGUCAGCCCGGUGCAGAGAGUGAUCGGUGAUGAUGGGCGGCGUACUUGCGCUGUGAAUUCUAAGCACACGCCUUUCGGGCGGUGAAGGUGAAUCUGCCGACACGGUGAACGGACGGACGGCACGGUGCAAUCGGAUUCAGUGUGCGCGGGACGCAAAGUCAUCGGAAGUCAAGCGGCGCACGCGGAAGCUCCUUCAAAAAUGGUCUACUCGCCCGUAGUUCGGCUCAUCAAGGCGAGCGAUCGCAUUCCGACCCGGUUCAAUGUCGCGGUUAUGCUUUUCCUUGCCUGCCUGAUCAGCUACAUGCUGCGCGUCAACAUGUCCGUCAACAUUCUGGCCAUGGUGCCACCGAUCCAGAGCAAGGCGCAUGGCAACAGCGUCUCACUUUCCCGUUCCUUCUCGUCCCUUCUUCCCCAGUACGGACCGCGGUACAACUGGAGCUCCCACGACCAGAGCAUCAUCCUGGGGGCCUACUUCUACGGCUACCUGGUGUCAUCGUUGCCGGCCGGCGUCUGCGCCGAGCGCUUCGGUGGACGUAACAUGGUCGGCCUGUCGCUGGCCUUUAGCGCCCUCCUCACCGCCCUUACGCCGCUCGCCGCCGACAGUGGCAUGUGGGCGACGGUGGCCAACCGCGUUGUGCUCGGCAUUUUGGGCGGGUUCCUGUAUCCGGCACUGCACAAUCUCAUUUCCAAGUGGGCCCCACCGGACGAAAAAGGAAAGUUCGUUUCCGCUCUGAUGGGCGGCACGUUCGGGACGGUCGUCACCUGGCCGCUGGUGGGGGUGCUGAUCGAGACGCUGGGCUGGUCGUUUGCGUUCUACAUCCCGGCGGCCAUAGCGGCGAUCGCGGCCGCCCUCUGGUACCUCAUGGUGGCGGACAGCCCAGCGGCGCACCCUCGGAUCAGGGCCGACGAGCAGGAGUACAUCGAGAAGUCACUCGGCGAUACCAUCUCCAAGUCGAAGCUGCUGCCACCGGUCCUGUCGUUAGCCACGUCGCUGCCGUUCCUCUCACUCCUGGUGCUACACUUCGGUAACCUCUGGGGUCUGUACUUCCUCAUUACGGCGGCACCGAAGUUCAUGAAUGAGGUACUUGGAUUUAAUCUGGCCAAAGCGGGUUUCCUGGCGGCCAUGCCCUACCUGGCCCGCUCGCUGGCAGCGUUCUUCUUCGGCACGAUCGGCGAUCACAUGCGGAAAAAGUCCAUCCUCGGCGUGACGGCGAUACGGAAAUCGUUCUGCAUGUUCUCUCACAUAAUACCCGGCCUGUUUCUCGUGGGGCUGAUCUACAUCGGGUUCGACGCGUACGUCUGCGUCGCCAUCAUCACGCUUUCGCUCGGCUUCAACGGUGCGUCGACGAUGACCAACCUGCAAAACUCCCAGGACCUGGCGCCCAACUUUGCCGGCACGCUGUACGGGAUCAUCAAUUUCGUCGGCACGUCCAGCGGCUUCAUCUCGCCGAUCCUCGUGGCGCACUUCACCGGCGAGCGGAGCACCAUGGACGAGUGGUCCGCCGUCUUCCUCAUCGGGGCCGCCGUCUACAUUGUGCCGGCCAUCGCGUUCGUGCUGUUCGGCUCGGGCGAGGUGCAGAAGUGGAACGAGCCGGCCCCGAAACAGGUGGCGGACGCAGAACGCGAGCGUACCUAGGGCCCCAGGGGGGACGCGGACCUUCGGGGCCUUGGACACUCUCGAAUCUCGAAUCUCUUGGAUGGCCGGACGUGCCCCGCUUCGGUAGCGGAAGAAAAAGUAUUACUAAGCUUACGUUUUGUGCUGUACAGUUGCCGUUAGGGUUAGAGUCUGUUCUGUUUUGUUUUUUACAUGAAUACUUACACUUUACACAUCCACACAUACAGACACGCUUCGGAGGCGUGUCUGUGAUGGACAUGCGGCCUAAUAAAGAUUCUUAACUUAUCCUUAACCUACACGCACGACGUGUCGUGCGUCUGUAGAUGAUCUAGAUUUAAAUA
Anopheles bellator is the source of this 2193-nucleotide messenger RNA. Its product is annotated as sialin. Lineage: Eukaryota; Metazoa; Arthropoda; Insecta; Diptera; Culicidae. The record is from RefSeq and is a predicted model, not a curated record. Gene Ontology annotation, molecular function: transmembrane transporter activity. The coding region runs from base 437 to 1873 and encodes 478 amino acids. Gene Ontology annotation, cellular component: plasma membrane. Gene Ontology annotation, biological process: transmembrane transport; monoatomic anion transport. The transcript has 7 exons.